This is a messenger RNA of Budorcas taxicolor (takin), 1741 nucleotides long. It is a transcript of the gene ARSI, whose product is annotated as arylsulfatase family member I. The record is from RefSeq and is a predicted model, not a curated record. Bases 1 to 1725 code for a protein of 574 amino acids. NCBI's taxonomy places the organism in Eukaryota, Metazoa, Chordata, Mammalia, Artiodactyla, Bovidae. The transcript is spliced from 2 exons.
AUGGCGAUGCACGCCCUUACCGGCUUCUCUCUAGUUAGCCUGCUCGGCUUCGGCUACCUGUCCUGGGACUGGGCCAAGCCGAGCCUGGUCGCCGACGCGCCCGCGGAGGCUGGCGUGGAGCACCCCUCGGCUGCUCCACCGCAGCCUCCCCACAUCAUAUUCAUCCUCACCGACGACCAGGGCUACCACGACGUGGGCUACCAUGGCUCAGAUAUCGAAACCCCCACUCUGGACCGCCUGGCAGCCGAGGGUGUCAAGUUGGAGAAUUAUUAUAUCCAGCCCAUCUGCACGCCUUCACGGAGCCAACUUCUCACCGGCAGAUACCAGAUCCACACAGGACUUCAGCACUCCAUCAUCCGCCCUCGGCAGCCCAACUGCCUGCCCCUGGACCAGGUGACACUGCCCCAGAAGCUUCAGGAGCUGGGCUACUCUACCCAUAUGGUGGGCAAGUGGCACCUGGGCUUUUACCGGAAGGAGUGCCUGCCCACGCGCCGGGGCUUUGACACCUUCCUGGGCUCGCUCACAGGCAACGUGGACUACUACACCUAUGACAACUGUGAUGGCCCAGGGGUGUGCGGCUUCGACCUGCACGAGGGUGAGAAUGUGGCCUGGGGGCUCAGCGGCCAAUACUCCACUCUCCUCUACGCCCAGCGCGUCAGCCACAUCCUAGCCAGCCACAGCCCCCGGCAGCCCCUCUUCCUCUAUGUGGCCUUCCAGGCGGUCCACACGCCUCUGCAGUCCCCGCGCGAGUACCUGUACCGCUACCGCACCAUGGGCAAUGUGGCGCGGAGGAAGUACGCGGCCAUGGUGACCUGCAUGGAUGAGGCCGUGCGCAACAUCACCUGGGCCCUCAAGCGCCAUGGUUUCUACAACAACAGUGUCAUCAUCUUCUCCAGUGACAACGGCGGCCAGACCUUCUCGGGGGGCAGCAACUGGCCGCUGCGAGGACGCAAGGGCACUUACUGGGAAGGGGGUGUGCGGGGCCUGGGCUUUGUCCAUAGCCCCCUGCUCAAGAGAAAGCGACGGACAAGCCGGGCACUGGUGCACAUCACUGACUGGUACCCGACCCUGGUGGCUCUGGCAGGGGGCACUGCCUCGGCAGCUGAUGGGCUGGACGGUUAUGACGUGUGGCCAGCCAUCAGUGAGGGCCGGGCCUCACCACGCACAGAGAUUCUGCACAACAUUGACCCACUCUACAACCAUGCCCGGCACGGCUCCCUGGAGGGCGGCUUCGGCAUCUGGAAUACCGCCGUGCAGGCCGCCAUCCGCGUGGGCGAGUGGAAGCUGCUGACGGGAGACCCCGGCUAUGGCGACUGGAUCCCACCCCAGACGCUGGCCGCCUUCCCUGGCAGUUGGUGGAACCUGGAGAGGAUGGCCAGUGCCCGCCAGGCCGUGUGGCUGUUCAACAUCAGCGCUGACCCCUACGAACGGGAGGACCUCGCUGGCCAGCGGCCAGAUGUGGUCCGAGCCCUGCUGGCCCGCUUGGUGGACUAUAACCGCACAGCUAUCCCUGUGCGAUACCCAGCUGAGAAUCCCCGGGCCCAUCCUGACUUUAAUGGGGGUGCAUGGGGGCCUUGGGCCAGUGAUGAGGAAGAAGAUGAAGAAGAGGAGGAAGGCAGGGCUCGAAGCCAGUCCAGGGGGCGACGCAAGAAAAAAUGCAAGAUUUGCAAGCUGAGAUCCUUUUUCCGUAAACUCAACACCAGACUGAUGUCCCAUCGGAUCUGAUGGGUGGGGCUGAGAU